UCGUCAUAACAGCUGGUGAGAAUACAAUCUGAGUGACUUUGCAGUACAACCUGUUUUGUUGCUGGAUGGUCUUUUCUGAUUUACCGACUGAUAUACGAGGAAAGACAUGCUUUAAGCAUUUUAUAUCGCUGGGAGUCGUCUAGUUUGUAACUUUUAGGGUCCGAGUAUACCAGCUGCGCAAUGGAGUCAUGUGUAGCCGUAGAACGCGAAGUGGACAAAGUGUUGAGCAAAUUUGGAGCGCUCCAGGAGCAUACAAGAAAUUCACUAACGGAGCUCAUGGAUCACGUACAGGAUUUAAAUCGCCAGCUAGGAGAAGAGUCCCCGGAGAUUGAUGUUCGAGCAACGCACAAACUUUCGCUUGCACUUACACAGUGCGCUCAGAAAAUCCGUGAUGUGACCAGUGCCAUCGCUGCGGAGCAUCGCGAUCUUCAUGGCACGGUAUCAAAAGUAGGAAAGGCGAUUGACAAGAACUUUGUACCAGACUUCUGGGCCACAAGCAGCGAGGACGUGUUUGAGGGCCCCGAAAAAAAGGCAGCCCUGAACCAGGUAAUUGCCGAGCACCUGUUACGGCAGGGCCUCCUCGAUAUUGCCGAAGAACUGGCGCGCGAGGCAGGCCUCGAAUCUGCCCACAAGGAACCCUUCGCCGAGCUCAACCGCGUGCUCGACGCGCUCAAACGGCGCGACCUCGGGCCCGCGCUAGAGUGGGUCGUGCGGCACCAGGACCCGCAGCCCAGCCAGGACGGGAAUGUGUCGGCGCUGCCCUUCCAGUUACACCGGCUCCAGGUCGUAGGGCUGUUGCAGCGUGGCGCGGCACGCGAAGCCAUCGCGUAUGCACGCCGGCACCUCGCCCCACUCGCACGUGCGCACGAGCGGGAUUUUCAAGCUCUCAUGGGCAGCCUGGCUUUCCUGCGGGGCGGAGGCCCUACGGCGGGAGGUGCUGGUCUGGAACGAUCGCCCUACGCGUCUCUUCUGGAACCCGCACGCUGGGCCGAGGCCUGUGAGGCGUUCACGAGGGACGCGUGCGCGAGGUUGGGUCUCUCUGUCGAGAGCCCCUUGGCAGUGUGCCUCGAAGCAGGCAGCCGUGCCCUGCCUGCCCUUCUCAAUAUCAAGCAGGUGAUGGUCCAGCGACAGGUGGCAGGAGUGUGGAGCUCUCGCGAUGAACUGCCGAUAGAGAUCCGUCUGGGACGCCAGUUCCACUCUGUGUUCGCUUGUCCGAUCCUGCGCCAGCAGAGUACCGACGCCAACCCACCCAUGCGGCUCGUCUGUGGCCACGUGAUUUCUCGAGACGCACUUCAUAAGCUGGCGAGUGGUUCCAAGCUAAAAUGUCCGUACUGUCCCGUUGAACAGAACCCCGCCGAUGCUAGGUUAAUUCACUUUUGAAUCGGUCUUUUCUCGCAGCAAGAAUUGUUCCAUCCUGAAUACCUUGUACUGUGGCUUCGUUAUCUUGCUUUCUACAUUGGGUGAGCUCCUUGGGACAUGUCUGCUUUUUAGAAUAGUCUUACGUUGAAAUAUGGAGGAAUUGUAUUUAUAACAACCAAGUCGAUUCAUGGUACAUGCUGUAAUGUUGCUCGAAGUGCAUAUUAUGAACAGCAUUUAUCAGUUAUAGUAACUUUCCACUUUUAAUAUCAUCCCUCCUGUUCGAAGAAAGCGAGAAAACAAAUUUGGAGCUGUCAAGACGCAAAGGUGCUCUGGAUGCUGUGUACAUGAAAGACUUGGUUUGUCUUAGUUUGGAAGGUCUGCGCCAAAUAAAUGAAAAAGCAACUGGAGAAGAUUGUGGAGUGAUCUUGCUAAAUGUACACACGUGAACCUGUUUGCAGAGACGUACAUCAACUUGGUGCCGAGAAAACCGCCAGGGAACGCAGACUGUUCAUUUUUAAAAAGGGGUUGUGAAAUAAUGCUAACAUUUCCUGGAGAAAUCAAGUUCGAGAAUGUGUAUUUCAUCUCAAAGGCAUCAAGCGCUAAUGGAGACGGGAACAGGAAAGGCAACAGGUGUGCACCAGCAACUGAAGGUGCUUCUUCAUAAUGCGACAACAUAAGGCAGAGCAAUGAGAGACCCUCCCACGAGCUACAUGCCCUUUCAAACCGUAUUGUCGCAAGAGGCAAUACUCUGUUAAAGAGUGAUGGCUUGCUUACGUACUCACAGUGGCUCGCUAAGCAAAAAGCACUGUCAACAUUCACUCGUUCUAAUCUCUUAUUGUAUCAGUCCAAAUUCUCAUGAACUGCCUGCAACGAAGUGUGUUUUGAUUCAUUGUGGGAUAAAGGACCUCUCCACCUUUCU
Molecule: messenger RNA, 2278 nt
Organism: Ornithodoros turicata
Lineage: Eukaryota; Metazoa; Arthropoda; Arachnida; Ixodida; Argasidae
Gene: Sou
Product: E3 ubiquitin-protein ligase RMND5A-like
Exons: 3
Coding region: 181-1380 (399 amino acids)
Biological process (GO): proteasome-mediated ubiquitin-dependent protein catabolic process
Cellular component (GO): cytoplasm; GID complex; nucleus
Molecular function (GO): protein binding; ubiquitin protein ligase activity
Source: RefSeq, a predicted model, not a curated record